Molecule: messenger RNA, 960 nt
Organism: Adineta steineri
Lineage: Eukaryota; Metazoa; Rotifera; Eurotatoria; Adinetida; Adinetidae
Source: the annotation of a GenBank genome assembly
AUGAAUUCAUCAUGGGACAAUAUUACAUUGACUUGGUAUUCAACUGAUUCGGAUUUCGAAGUUAAACCUAUCUUGAGCUUUUGGUUAUUUCUUAUAUUUGAUGUUGGCGCUAUUAUAUGCACUAUUUUCGUACUUUAUCAUUUAUUAUCAGAACGGCAAGCGAGGAAUGCUCUUCAUAAUCACAUACCAAUUAUUCUACUUUUUCUAGCAUCUGCUAUUGAAUGGAUUGAUAUACCAUUUCAUCUACAAUAUUUUCAUACAGGUAUUGUGUAUCCAUCCACGCCUAUAUUAUGUCUUAUCUGGUGGUUUAUUGAUUGGGGUUUCUAUUAUACCAUUGCAGUUUUACUAGUUUUUGCAUCAUUUGAACGACAUAUUCUUAUCUUUCAUUCUCAUCUUGUUGCUACAAGACGAAAACGUUUGAUAUUUCAUUAUAUUCCUAUAUUAAUAAUCUUAUUACUAAUGUGUACAUUUUAUGUAGUAGCAAUUUUUGCACCGAUUUGUGAGAGUACAUUUGCGUAUGAUGAAGAUUUAUGUGGUGUACAUGCAUGCUAUGGGACAAUACCAUUUUUUGUUACAGUUGAAGAGUUUGUUUUUGGUGCAGCAUCUAUUUGUCUAAUUGCUAUUUUUAGUCUGACUUUAUUAGUACGUGUUAUUCAACAAAAGCAUCGAGUUCAUGGAGCUAUUCAAUGGAAGAAACAACGUAAACUAGCUAUCCAAAUGAUUUCUCUAUCAUUACUCUAUAUGACGUUUUCCUUGCCAUUUACAAUCAUCUAUCUUGUUCGAUUAUAUGGGCAAUCGGAUUGGGGUGGUGAAGUUUUACCACUAUUUUUUUUUCUUUCAUAUUUUACUAUUCUAUUAUUACCAUAUGUAUGUCUUAGUAAUUUACCUGAUCUUUGGAAGAAAUUACAAAUAUGUCCUGCACGACAGCAACGAGUAGGUGUAAUAGUACCACAUGCAUAA